CCGAGUACGCCGUAGACUUCAAAUAUUAUCCCCGUUGGAACUUGUAUGAAACUGUAUUCAAAAUUGCGGAGAGGAGAUGUCUAAGCAGAGGGGCAGCAUUCAGAGCUGGGCGGCCGGCAAGAAGACCGUGCUGUGCACCGGCACCACCGCCAUGGACUACAUGUCGGUGGUGCGGCGCUUCCCCGCGGCCGGGGCGGACCCGUGCGCGCAGUGCCUGCGCGGCUACUGGCAGCGCUGCGGCAGUGCGUCCAACAACUGCACGGUGCUGCGGCGGCUGGGGGUCCAGUGCGAGUUCUUCGGGAUGCUGAGCAGCCUGCAGAUGUUCCGCAUGCUGGCGGACGACAUGCGGGCCCGCGGCAUCGUCGUCGAGAACUGCCCCACCUGCGAGCAGGCGCCGCCCUUCGCCUCGGUGGUGCUCGCCAAGUCGCCGAGGACGCGCAACGUCAUUAACUGCCGCAGCGCCGCGUUUCCCCACGUCUCGAUCGAGGACUUCCGCAGGCUGGACCUGAGCCGCUACGGCUGGAUGCACAUGCCGAGCAUGUCCUUCGAGACCACCCUGGCCAUGGUGGAGGACGUGGCGGCCUUCAAUGCCGCCAGCCAUGCGGACAAGAUCACCGUCUCGCUGGAGCUCAGCAAGGACCUGCCCGAGAUGUGGCCCCUGGUCGACUACUGCGACUACGUGAUCUUCUCCAAGAGGCUCGCCCGCGAGCAGGGCUGGCCCACGCCCGAGAUCGCCUGCUCCAGAAUCGACGAGAGGCUGCGCUCGCGCUGGGGCUUCAACCUGAAGCGCCCCACGGUGGUCUUCCGGUGGGGCGACCUGGGCGCCGGCGUGCUGGACGAGUCGGGGGCCAUCACCCUGGCGCCGGCGUUCAAGCCGCGCAAAAUGGUCGACUCCCUGGGCGCGGGCGACACCUUCACGGCGGCCUUCAUCUACGCCGUCUACGUGCGGGAGCGGUCCGUGCCCGUGGCCGUGGAGUUUGCCAAUCGCCUGGCCAGCCACAAGUGCACCAAAAGGGGCUUCGAUCACGUCGCCGACAUCCUCGUAGCCCCCGUUCUAUAAAGAGAGAGAGUUUCGGCGUCUCCAGCGCACAGAA
Molecule: messenger RNA, 1094 nt
Organism: Drosophila pseudoobscura
Lineage: Eukaryota; Metazoa; Arthropoda; Insecta; Diptera; Drosophilidae
Product: ketohexokinase
Exons: 1
Coding region: 77-1060 (327 amino acids)
Biological process (GO): fructose metabolic process
Molecular function (GO): ketohexokinase activity
Source: RefSeq, a predicted model, not a curated record